This is a messenger RNA of Mya arenaria, 4424 nucleotides long. Its product is annotated as leucine-rich repeat-containing protein 74A-like. The record is from RefSeq and is a predicted model, not a curated record. Bases 71 to 2341 code for a protein of 756 amino acids. Lineage: Eukaryota; Metazoa; Mollusca; Bivalvia; Myida; Myidae. Gene Ontology annotation, molecular function: calcium ion binding; protein binding. The transcript has 14 exons.
AUUUGUUGUUUCAUUAUUCAAUAUAUGACUUUAACUAUUUGGACUUUAACUCAUUCUAUCUUCAAUCAAAAUGUCAAGAGGAAUAAAAUCAGCUUCGUCGACUACAACACUGUCGUCAGCCUCGGAUUCCAGUUAUCUCUCCGGCAUUAAGUCUAUAGGGACGAGUGAAGGGUUUAAUACUUGGAAUCUCAUAUCGCGAAAAACGCUGGAAGACCCCUUCUGUAUGACAUGUAAGUUUCGCAUGGGAACCAAGAUCCAACGUAUAAGAAAAACAGUUGUUCAGCGCCCGAAGCGCAAAACGGAGGCGUCCAAAAAGACCGGAAGUGACGAAGACGCCACCUCGUCCUCGUCAGAACUCAGCCAGGAUUGGGACGACUUUGACGAUGAUGCCGAUGAUUUGGUGGCAUUGUAUGAGGAGUUGAACUCACAGCCCCUGAAGAAGGCGGCCGCAAGUCUUAUCACCGCACCGAGAUACACCAUCCACAGGCCAAUCUCAGGAGUCGAAGACGUGGUGAUGGAUAUCGCCACCGGUGGAUCCAAGGCGCAGAAGCUGUACUUAAAGAAAUGCGCGGACUUCCAAACGGCCCCAAGCCGCCUCUUUCUUGAAGGACUUGUACUUCCGGUUAUAGACAUCGGUCACCAGAAUGUAGGACCGAAGGGCGCCGAAGCCUGCGCUAUUGCGCUGACGCAAACACGGAGUGUGGAGAUUUUACACAUGAACGGCAAUGCGAUAGGGUAUCGAGGAGCCAAAUACCUCGCCCAUGUGCUGAAAGUGAACCGGAAUAUAUACGAGCUUAACCUUGCAGACAACAACAUGGGUAUCCGUGGCGCCCGGCACUUGGUGACGUCAAUCAUGGACAUUGACAGGAUCACUAGUCUUGAUCUUUCCAACAGUGGAUUUAAGGAGCAAGAUGCCAUCAUUUUCAAGCAACUGCUCGAGGAAACACGGAACCUCGCGUACCUCAACCUAAGCCACAACCAGUUCCGAGAGACGGGUGGUCGGCUGCUCGGGGAAGCCCUGAGUUACAAUGACGGUCUAGAGGAGCUGGAUCUUUCCUGGAACCACCUCCGGCGAGAGGGCGUCAUCGGCAUUGCUGAGGGACUCAUGGAUAACACAUCCUUAAAGCGGCUGAACCUUGCAUGGAACGGGUUCCACCUAGAAGGUUGUCUCGCGCUGGAGAGGACGUUACCGUACAAUACAACACUUGAGGCAUUGGAUCUCACCAACAACCGCAUACACCGGGAAUGUGUUGCUGCCUUAGCUCGUGGUCUGGCACACAACAUAACACUAAAUGCAAUCAUUCUGAGGUUCAAUCCCCUGACACAGGAAGGCGCGCACGACAUGCUUCAGUUUCUCGCAGACUGCCGUACUUCCGGUAUCAACCUAGUCGACUUCGGGAUCAUGCAAGUGGAGCCCCGCUGUCUGGCCCGUAUAAACGAGGUGCACCUCCAGGGGCGCGCCUUAAGGGUGAUACACGGGCAGAUCGUCGGUGAGAUGACGAGUGCAAGCCCGGAACUUGAGCGCAGUCUUAUCGAGGAACAUCCGGCACUCGUGUUGAUUGAGUUUGGGAAGCUUAUGGGGUUCCGAGUGACGGAUUUGUUCAACUCGCUGGACAAGGACGGUAACCGGGCUUUGGACAGGGACGAGAUACGGAAAGGCUUACAGAUGGCCAAUAUUCCUCUUAGCGACAGGAGCAUUGACAAACUCAUUGAAAGGCUAGACAACAACGGAAAUGGAGAAAUAGAAUACGAUGAGUUACUGCUAGCGUACCAGGAAUACCGGAAACACCACGCCGCCUUGAUAGAGGCUCAAAACGGAGAUAACCCUGCACUGUUGGAGGAACUUCCGCUCUGGCGCAUCCGGACGUGCCUGCAGAAACUCAUGGCUGAAAAGAUGAAGGACUUUCAUUCUUUUAAACGUAUUGCCGACCAAAUAGCAAAACAUCUCAAAAACGUAAACGACGAAAUCGAGGCGAAGCGCGAACAAAUCACGCGAGAAAGAGCCCGGCGCCCAAGAAAAGUCCGCUCUCGGCCAACGUCCUCGCGACCUAACGGUCAAAACUGGAAGUCGACUCCAUCCCAACAUGGCGCUGGGGGCGGACAGGCGAAUGACACCGGAAAUUUGGAUGACGAUGACGAAAUCGAUAUUAACAUGGUGGACAGCGCGGAUCCGGCGCCGGAAGAGAGCGAGUUGACAGCGCCUUCAACUGUGAGAAUGACAGCCCGAAAGCGGAUGUCGAUCCAGCUGCCGAUCAAUAUCCGCGCGUCCUCCAGGAACACAGACACGAGCGAUGAAGCGACUGGGGGAAUGGCUGAAAUGACGAUACUUGAGGAUGCUUGAUUGACUUUAUUAAACGCAAAUGUUACACUAUACUUCAACGUAAAUGAAAUAAACAUGCCAUGAGGGCAUAACUAGUUUCAAGUACGAAAUUUUGAAUGUACCGAUUCGAAGAAAUAAUAACAGGGUCAUUUCCAAAAUUUGACGUAAGAGGGGGUGUAGCCUAGGGGCGUUAUCUUUUGACUUGCACCCCUCUCUCCGAACCGAAAUUUAUUUUGUUUAAUGUUUUUGCAGUUGGGAUUGGGACUCCUCCAAGAAAUCUUUAACAAUUUCUUGUCCGAAAUGAUGCAUGAUGAGCGUAUUUUAUUACAUUUUUCUCUUAUAUUGAAAUAAAAAGAAAAAAAUUACGCUCCAGCCUGGAUUCGCGUAUGUGGCAUUCUUCCUUGUAUAUUAUUUCUUCCUUUGAUGUUUUGCUUUAUUUAUAUGAUGUUUCUCUUCACAUCGUUCUACAAUUACUGUUGAACUAUAGACAACGGGACACGCUAUCAGGAUGCCAACGCCAUGAAGUUAUUUACCGAAACAACCGUGCCCGGAUUUGGAAUAACGGCUACCACGAAAAUAUAAACUUACAAUUCUACAUUUAUUCCUACACAAUUUCACAUAAUAAAUGCAUAAAAAAUUACAAAUUACAACAACAUUUUGUAAAUUCAUGUGCAAGUUUGAAUCUGUUAACAACUUUUCUUCUUCUUCUUCUUCUUAUAGGGAUACAUGAUACACACACUGUUACAUAUGGCUAUCGAAUAGGCAUGCUAAAAGAACAAUCAAAUCGCAAAUCAAAAAUAUUAUAAUGGGUUUUGCGUCCAGCAUUGAAUUGAUUUCGUUUGAAAUCCGCCAUUGUAUUCUGAUACCUGAUUGUUUAAUUAUACUGGAAGUUUUAUAAUAUUAAUAAUAAUAAUAAUAAUAAGUUUUAUUAGCAUUAAUGUUGUGGCAACAUCAUAGCCAUACAAAUAAUAGCAUACACUUUAUAUUGAAUCAAUCGACACUUGCUGGUAAAGGUUUAAAGGCUCUUAAUGCCAUUCUUUCAAAUGUUAAAAAUAAGCCUUUAAGACCAAGUACAGUAUGCCAAAUGUUUGAUGCAUUUGUCUCAUCAGUUCUUAAUUACGGUUGUGAAAUUUGGAGAAUUGGAAAAAAUAAGGAAAUUGAAAGGGUUCAUCUGAAGUUUUGUAAAUUAUUAUUACAUGUUAAACAGUCCACAUCGACAGUGUCAAUUUAUGGUGAACUAGGAAGGCAUCCAUUGCAUAUAACAAGACAUACACGAAUUAUAAAAUUUUGGUGUAAAGCACUAAAUAGCGAUAAUAGUAUCGUUAGUACAUUGUAUAAUAAUCUUUUAUCAGAUUGUGCAAAAGGGAAUACUAAUUGGGCUAGUAAUGUAAAACUGUUGCUUUACACAAAAUGGUGACAUUGAAGAUGAGUUUCAUUUUGUUUGUGUUUGUGACGUAUACGAUGAUUUACGUAGAAUGUAUUUGAGAAGAAAAUAUAUCGUUAGGCCUAGUAUGAUGAAAUUGUUGAUCUUAUGCAAGAUACGAAUUAUUCCGAACAGCUUGAUCUGUGCAAAUUUAUUUCUAAAGCAUUUGAACGUCGUCAUAACAUUGUAAAUAUCAUGAUAAUGAUCUUUAUUAAAGGUUUUAAUUACAUUUUGGCUUUUUUGCAUACUAUAAUAUAUAUUUAAAAAAUCUAGCUUUCAUCAUAAAAAUUAUUAUAUUAAUAUUUACUAACUAGUUGUUAGUCCAUCCUCACUGUGUAAGUGAAAUGUUAAUGUAAUGUAAAAGUAUCUAAUGUUAAAGUUUUAUGUUAAACUAUUGAUUAUCAGUUCUUUUCUCAUGUCUGAGAUUUCAAACCUAUCAUGUUAUCGUUGUAUAUAUGUUUAAUUGAAUGUAUUAUAUCUAUCAUGUAAUGAGGAGCACUUUGUGUUCAAGUUGAAUCUCGAAAUCUUGAAUCUUGUAAUCUGAUACCAUACACAUCUCGCUUAAGAACCCAACUGUCAUGGUAAAUACACGACAUCCCCUAGUAUAGUUAAAGAUGCACUCUUACACCCAUUUGUUUUACCUCAAUAAAUACUUUAUUUAAAUAUAAAAAAGAAUGAAUA